Messenger RNA from Lucilia cuprina (Australian sheep blowfly), 2398 nucleotides. Its product is annotated as acidic phospholipase A2 PA4. Gene Ontology annotation, biological process: arachidonate secretion; phospholipid metabolic process. Lineage: Eukaryota; Metazoa; Arthropoda; Insecta; Diptera; Calliphoridae. The record is from RefSeq and is a predicted model, not a curated record. Bases 282 to 1340 code for a protein of 352 amino acids. The transcript is spliced from 5 exons.
AGAAAUUGCUGAAUAUUUUAAAGAUUUUUUGAAUAAAAGUUAUUAAAUUAAAAAAGAAAAUAAAUUAAGUUUUUUGUUAUUGUGUUUAGUUGUUCUAAGAAAAUAUACAUAGUUCAAGUGCAAGUAAUUUUUGUAUAAAUUUCUAUGGUGUCUGCUCUUUUAUUGGACAAAAUUUGAAAAUUACAAUUGCAACGACAGGCGAUAAGCGAAAAUAAUUAUUGAAGGUGUUCUUGGAACAAAUUUAAAAUAUUCCAAAGAAGUUUAAAUUAAAAUUUAAUAACAUGUCUCUUAAGCUCUUCAUACUAGUGCUAACGGUAGCACUUUUUGUAACGAUGCCCAUAAAAUCGGUGAGCGGCUCUGCAGUUCUAAUAUCUGAUAUAACAAUGACUGUUAUGGUGGAAUUAUCAUCACGCUAUCCAUUCUGUAAAAUGCAUACAGAUCGAGGUGAUAUUCAACGCAUGUUAUUGAAUUCCGAUCCUAGACGCAUACGACAAGUGCCAAGAGAAUCGGUAAUGGAAUUAGAAGAGGUGUGUUUGAGUGCCGGUUCUCAAGGACCAGAGUUUAGAGGAAGUUUAGGUUUUAUAUAUCCAGGAACUAAAUGGUGUGGACCGGGUACUGCUGCUACCGAUUACAAUGACUUGGGCUAUCAUGCCGAUGAGGAUCGCUGUUGUCGCGAACAUGACAACUGUCCGAAUGUCUUAAAUGUGGGAGAAUGUAGGCGUGGUCUAUGCAACACCGGUACUUUUACAAGAUCCCAUUGUGAUUGUGAUGCUCGCUUAAGACGUUGUCUGCAGUCACUUAAUACCGAAACUGCUAACACCUUGGGCGCUAUAUUCUACAAUGUAGUACAAGUAACCUGCUUCCAGGAGCGCAGUCCCUGUUCGGCCCGCCAAAGGUUUGAGAAUUUCUUUUAUAGAGCCAAUCAAUGUGACAUUGAAUAUCGUUCAGCCGAUUUAUAUGUACCACCCAAUGCUGGCAAUCUGAUACAGAAGAUCUUAUCUAAACCCUAUGGUUUCGCUAAUCAAUUUUCCCCUUCCAAUAACUAUAUAACAGGACGUUCGAUAUCCGAUGCUAAUCCAUUUUCCAAUGUUAAACGUCGUGUAGGUGUAACUUUGGCUUCGGUGGGUUUGGCGGCAAGAAAUUUAUUUCGCGAAAUAGUUCAAAGUCCUCGAGUUGUGUGGGAUAGUUUAAAUUCUCCCGUUAGCCGUGAUUUACCGGCAAAUUCGAAUUAUUAUAGUAGAUAUUCACAGCCACCACCAAGAAGUUAUGAAUAUCCAAGACCUUCGUCGGGUUAUCAUUAUAGAUCGGCUGUAACGCCGAAUAAUUUUUGGCAUUAUUGAAAAGAAAAACCAAAGACUGAGUUAUAAGUUUUAGUUUAUUAUACUAGAUUAAGUAUCACACUGUAGUUAUUGCAUUAAGUAAGAGUUGGUCCGAUUUUUUAAAUUUUUUUCUUAAAAAUAUGUCAAGACAUUUUUCUAUUAUAACAUUAACAGAAAAUAAACUUUUCGGUUACAAAAUUGUCAAGACAUUUGUAAAUAAGAAAACUCUCAAAACAUGUUUGUGUUAGAAAACAGUCAAGAUAUUUUUCUGUCAGGAAUUUGUUAAAGCAGAUUUCUAUUAGAAAUUUGUCAAGAUAUUUUUCUAUCAGAGGACUGUCAAGACAUUUUUUAUUAAAAUACUGCGAAACAUUUUUAUAUAACAAGUAAUUUAUUAGAAAAUUUUCUAGACAUUUUUCAAUUAGAAAAAUGUUCAGACAUUUAUCAAUUCAGAAUAAGACAUAUUUCUGUCAAGACAUAUUUUUUAAUUACAAAUAUGUAAAGAUAUUUUUCGAUUUGAAAAGAUUUAAAAUAUUUUUCUGUUAGAAAACUGUCAAGACCUUUUUUACAAAAAAAAACUGACAAGACAUUUUUCUAUUAGAAUUAUUACCCGGCAGACAACUGCCUUGACAUUUUAAUAUCAGAUAAUUGUGUUUCCAUCUGUAAGUUGUCAAGAUAUAUUGCAACGUUUUCUUUAAGAAAAUAAAAUUCUGUUUUAGAAAUUGUCAUGACAUUUUUAUUUUAGUAAAUUGUUAAAACAUUUUUCUAUUUAUAAAGUUGUCAAGACAUUUUUUUAUAAAAAAAAUUGCCAAGACAUUUUUUCAUUUAGAAAUUUGUCAAGACAUUUUUCAUUUAGAAAAUUUUUAAGACAAAAUUUAAAUUAGAGAAAUUGUAAAGACAUUUUUCUGUCAUACAAUUUCUAUUAUCAGAAUAGAAAAGUGUUCUGCCGCGUAAAUGUAAAGACUCUGACCAUCUCUGCUUUAUAAUAAAUUAUGUAGAAAUCUUUAACUUUUGUUUUUUAAAUUUAGUAUAUAAUUGCCAUAUUAUCACCUUAGUUUUAAAAUUAUUUUUUUAAGUUCAUU